This is a messenger RNA of Hibiscus syriacus, 977 nucleotides long. RefSeq names its product protein IQ-DOMAIN 14-like. The record is from RefSeq and is a predicted model, not a curated record. Lineage: Eukaryota; Viridiplantae; Streptophyta; Magnoliopsida; Malvales; Malvaceae. Gene Ontology annotation, molecular function: protein binding. The coding region runs from base 1 to 579 and encodes 192 amino acids. The transcript has 3 exons.
AUGAGUUUUCUUUUCUUGGUUUGGACAGAAAGAUGGAAGCGAAGGUGGAUUUUCAAGAAGCCUACGUAUCAGGAAACAGUGAUUCAACACGAUGAAGCAAGUACCAUAACUACACUACCAGAAGCUGAGCAAAGAUCAUAUGCCAUUGCCACAACAGCUGCUGCUCAGGCAGCCGUGGCGACAGCAGAAGCUGCUGUGGAAGUUGUUCGGCUCACCAGGCCGCGUAUUUUAUUUAGAGAACACUUUGUUGCCAUUGUUAUACAGACAGCUUUCAGAGGAUAUCUGGCAAGGAGAGCUCUUGGAGCACUCAGGGGGCUGAUGAAGCUGCAAGCUUUAGUGAGAGGCCACAAUGUUCGAAAGCGAGCAAAAGUUACUCUCAGAUGCAUGGAGGCCAUGCUUCGAGUGCAAGCACAGGUUCGUGAUCAACGUAAGAAUAUUUCUGCGCACACAAACUCCAUUUGCAGUGAUCACAGCACCAGGCAUCUUGAAGAGAGCAACAAUGACGAUGAUGGAUCCAUUGGGACGAGCACCCGAAAAUACUCAAGGAGAUUCAAGCCAUUUUGUAGAAAACAAAGCUAGCUACCAAGAAGCAAUGGGAGAGUAGAGGAAGGAUGUUAUCUGAUCACAUAGAUCCUAUAAAAACUGUUGAAAUCGACACCUUUAGGCCAUACUCGCUCAACCACCACUGGCUCAAUCCCACCGUCCCCGGCGAAGGCAAAGCCUCUCCAAAUUUACUCAGCAGCUAGCCCUCGAUGCGUCAAAGAAGACAAGAUCCACCGGUUACCAGCUCAUACACACAAUCAUAGAAUGAGCAGCAAUGCUGCUGCAGUGCCUAACUACAUGGCGGCCACAGCAUCUAAUAUGGCUCGGUUUCGGUCACAAAGUGCAGCAAAUCAUAGGCCACCGUCAACCCCCGAAAGGGAGAAAGUGGGAUCAGCCAAAAAGUGUUCGUCAUUCCCAGUCGGUGGUGUCGAUGA